This is a messenger RNA of Papaver somniferum (opium poppy), 990 nucleotides long. RefSeq lists its product as uncharacterized. The record is from RefSeq and is a predicted model, not a curated record. Lineage: Eukaryota; Viridiplantae; Streptophyta; Magnoliopsida; Ranunculales; Papaveraceae. The transcript has a single exon. Bases 1 to 990 code for a protein of 329 amino acids.
AUGGAAUAUCUCUCAAAGUCUUUGGAGGCAGCUCAAAAUACUGGCAAAAUUCAAGGCAUAAGUACAUCACAGUCUUCGACGCCAAUAAAUCAUCUUUUAUUCGCAGAUGAUUGUUUAAUGUUUUUUCAAGCCUCAGAUUCAGGUCUCCAAAUUAUUAAAGAUAUCUUAGAACAUUUUGGAAGCAUUUCUGGCCAGGUGAUUAAUUACUCAAAAUCAUCAACCUUCAUCUGUGGAGAUGUUACUAAGGAAGUUAAAUUAGAAAUUAUUCACAAGUUAGGAGUCAAAAAGUUAUGUUCUUCAGAGAAGUAUUUAGGUCUCCCUAUUCUUUUGGGUAAAUCUAAAACUAAUUCAUUUAAAUCCAUUAAAGAGGCCUACGGAAAUCGCAUUCAAGGAUGGAACUCAAAAACUCUUAAUCAGGCAGAUAGGACUACUUUGGUUAAAACGGUUUUAAAUUCCAUCCCUGCUCACUACAUGAGCAAUUUCAAAAUUCCGAAAAAUACUUUGCAGCAGUUAGACUCUCUCCAAAGGAAUUUCUGGUGGGGUCAUAUAGAUAACAAGGGAAUAAAUUUUAUUUCUUGGGAUUUUUUAUGUGUGUCUAAAGAACAUGGUGGUUUGGCUUUCCGUAAUCUUGAGAAAUAUAACUUAGCUCUGAUUACAAAACUAGCUUGGCGUCUUUGUACAAAGUCUGAUAAGCAGUGGGUUAUUAAUAUGAAGAACAAAUAUGCUCCUCAUUGUAACUUUCUGCAUCUACAACAACCACAUAAUAACUCCUCCUGGAUGUGGAAAGGAAUAGAAAAAGGAUUAGAAGUUGAGAGAAAAUAUUAUCAAUGGGAAAUAAGAUGUGGAACAAAAGCUUUAGUACGGUAUGAUAAGUGGAUUACAGGUCCGGAUGGUCCUCAAAUUCCAAGAGAAGAUUACAGGGAACCAGCUAGGAUUGUUAAGGUCUCUGACCUUAUACUAGUUAUCCCAGAAGGUGGAAUACACAAUUAG